GCUCACGCACAUUCUCAUUCCCCAACGCGCGUUUCAUUCCACAACUAAUCGAGGUGUGCUACUGAUCGGUGGCGUUUUUUCGCAGCGGCGUUUCAUCGUACACGGUACAUACCGGCCGUCUAACCCACAUUUCUUACGUUUACAAGAGUUUAUACCACAGAUUGCCAAAUGUACCGCCUACCUGCAACCCUUCGGCUGAUCGGCCUGCGGCGCUGCAAUGCUGCCCAGAUCCAGCGCUUUUACGCCAAGGACGUCCGAUUUGGUUCGGAGGUCCGCGCGAUGAUGCUGCAGGGCGUUAACGUGCUCGCUGAUGCCGUUUCAGUCACAAUGGGACCCAAGGGACGUAAUGUAAUCAUUGAACAAUCCUGGGGUUCCCCUAAAAUCACCAAAGACGGCGUUACCGUAGCUAAAGGAGUCGAGCUGAAGGAUAAAUUCCAGAAUAUCGGCGCCCGCCUCGUGCAGGAUGUCGCUAAUAAUACCAACGAAGAAGCUGGUGAUGGCACAACCACCGCCACUGUCUUAGCCCGCUCAAUCGCUAAGGAAGGUUUCGAAAACCUCGGCAAAGGCGCAAAUCCCGUCGAGAUCCGUAAAGGUAUCAUGAUGGCCGUUGAUCAAAUUAAAGACACGCUGAAGAAACUCUCGAAACCAGUCACUACUCCUGAGGAAGUCGCGCAGGUAGCCACCAUUUCAGCAAAUGGCGACGCAACCAUCGGUCAGCUCAUCUCUGAUGCUAUGAAGCGUGUUGGUAAAGAGGGAGUCAUCACCGUCAAGGACGGAAAGACCCUAAACGACGAACUGGAGGUUAUUGAAGGCAUGAAAUUCGACCGUGGAUACAUCUCGCCCUAUUUCGUCAACAGUACCAAAGGAGCUAAGGUAGAAUACCAGGAUGCGUUGUUACUCCUCAGCGAGAAAAAGAUCUCGAGCGUGCAAAGCAUUGUCCCAGCUUUAGAAUUGGCUAAUUCUCAGCGCAAACCUUUGAUUAUCAUCGCUGAAGAUGUCGAUGGUGAGGCAUUGACCACCUUGGUGGUGAACCGUCUGCGUAUUGGACUUCAGGUGGCUGCUAUCAAGGCGCCAGGUUUCGGUGACAACCGUAAGGCUACACUUUCUGAUAUGGCUAUCGCCAGUGGCGGUAUUGUCUUUGGGGAUGAUGCCAACAUUGUCAAGUUGGAAGAUCUCAAAUUGGCUGAUCUUGGAAAGGUUGGCGAGAUUGUUAUCACCAAGGAUGAUACUUUGAUUCUGAAGGGAAAAGGCACCAAGGAACACAUCGAUAAACGCGCUGAAGAGAUCCGUGACCAGAUUGAGAACACCACAUCUGAAUAUGAAAAGGAGAAAUUACAGGAACGUUUGGCUCGUUUGGCUUCCGGUGUAGCUGUGUUGAAAAUUGGUGGCAGCAGUGAGGUGGAGAUGAACGAGAAGAAAGACCGUGUUAAUGAUGCGUUGAACGCUACCAGAGCAGCUGUUGAGGAAGGUAUUGUACCCGGUGGUGGCACCGCUUUGAUCAGAUGCAUCAAGACCUUGGAUAGCAUUAAAGCAAUCAACAGUGAUCAGGCGACUGGUGUGGAAAUUGUCCGCAAAUCACUGCGCGUGCCUUGCAUGACUAUUGCAGCUAACGCUGGUGUCGACGGUGCACAAAUUGUCGCCAAGGUGGAAGCCAUGGAUGGUGAUCAUGGUUAUGAUGCGAGAAACAAUGAGUUUGUUAACAUGGUUGAGAAGGGUAUUAUUGAUCCCACCAAGGUUGUAAGGACUGCUUUAACUGAUGCUUCCGGUGUUGCAUCCCUCCUGACGACAGCCGAGGCCGUGAUCACAGACAUCCCCAAGGAAGACCCACCGAUGCCAGGCGGUGGCAUGGGUGGUAUGGGAGGAAUGGGCGGUAUGGGUGGCAUGGGCGGCAUGAUGUAAACCGUCACACACCAACCACACAAACCUCUUCAUCACUUCUCAAGGGUACAAACCAAAAUUAACUAUUUCCACAUACACUAACACCGUGCAGCCAGUUCUGUCUGCGUUGAUAACCACCAAACGUGCGUCACAACUCAAUUUUUUACUACGUACGAAAUUUGUGACGAAAUUGUUUGUGUUUCUUGACUCGAAACGUUCCCAAAUAUCAGUCAUGUGUCAAUCAUCGCAUCAUUCUUGAUCAUCAAAUUCAUCGUGUGCCUGUUCUAUGAAUGCGAAAUUUUCUGCAUGUGUGAAUGCGUAGACUCUUCAAUGCCGACUUCCAUUAUUUUUGGCGGGAGAGACUAAUGUGUAUAUUGUGUGCGUACAUUAUUAUAAAUGGAAAGCGCAUUUUUUCCUCUUUUGUUUAGAAAACGUUUGCCGAGUAAAAUUCGGUCGAGUCAUUUAGUUAUUGGAAAGCGUGUUCGUACUAGUGUGCAUUGUGUAACUAAAUGUGAAACGCAGAACUACAUUUUGCCAACGACGAGACGAAUGUAAAUGUAAAUGAAACGAAUAUAAAAAUUUGUUAUAUUGUAUAGUGUUGUUUCAUAUGUGAAGCGGCUGCAAUUGCAUUGAUUGUGCAUUUCGUAGUUUUUAGAGGACAAAUAUCUUGUUUUAAAUAAAAUAUUUUUGUUUAUAAA
This is a messenger RNA of Dalotia coriaria, 2576 nucleotides long. It is a transcript of the gene Hsp60A, whose product is annotated as Heat shock protein 60A. The record is from RefSeq and is a predicted model, not a curated record. Gene Ontology annotation, biological process: protein refolding; apoptotic mitochondrial changes; mitochondrial unfolded protein response. Gene Ontology annotation, molecular function: protein-folding chaperone binding; ATP-dependent protein folding chaperone; ATP binding. The coding region runs from base 169 to 1899 and encodes 576 amino acids. Gene Ontology annotation, cellular component: mitochondrial matrix; mitochondrial inner membrane. The transcript has 4 exons. Lineage: Eukaryota; Metazoa; Arthropoda; Insecta; Coleoptera; Staphylinidae.